ACCCGCCAGCCAACCGAAGGAGAUGAAUCGAACUUCGCUGUCCAGUGGCAGCACCAGCCGCAGACUUCCGGCUCUCUUGUUUGUCCUGCUGCUCUGCCUGGUGGCCAGGACCAACGGUCGUCCUUCGACAGAGGACGAGAGCGACUUGGCCAUCAUUCCGCCGGAUGCCGACAAUGUGGAGAUCCAUAAGGUUAAAAUAGUGAAUGGUGUCAUGCAGGAGGAUCAUCCGGUUAUCAUGUACAAGGAGGACUUCGUCAGCGAGGAUUAUGAUCCAACAAAAAGCGAAACCAAUCCUAGUCACCACAAGAAGCAUAAGCGGACGCGGCUCCAUCAUGCCAAGCAAGUAACAGAUACACAAAAGAAGGAGGACCAGAUCCUUUUCGACAUUCUGCCCGACAAGCCUAUCGUCCUGGAAGAGGACCUCAAGGCUCUCCCGCACAGCAAAGUUGAGGCAGCCCAACUGGCGGAACCCAUCAAGGAAGAGUGGCUGGCCAAGCAUCCCAAGAAGUACCACAGUCGCCAGCGACGACAGGCCCAUGGAAGCUAUGAGAAGGUCCUGCAGUACUACUAUGGCACUCCGGAAAUAAAAUUUGUGUCCCCCUUAACCUACACGCAUUUUCGCAUUUCAGUGAAGGGUAAGAAACCUCAUCUGGUGGGGCCUCCGAAUCGUAGGAAUCAGGGCCAAGAGAAUAUCCCAACACCAGACUCAGUCGGUUCUAGAGGAGAAUUUGAUUUAGAACACAAUUCAAAUCAAGCGGAUGCGGAUUUCUCGAUCUACAACCGUUCAUCUACUACUACUCCCGGGCCAGUCUUUCAAGUCAAUGAUAGCGACUUUGUGACCUCGGCACCAUCGGCACCCUCGGCACAAUCGGCACCAUCGUGGCGUCCGCCGAACGGCCUCCUCCGGCCGCCCCCCACCCGGGCUCCCGUUGUGGGACUGCCCACCCUGCGGCCCAAUCAAAGGCCGCCCCCACAGACAGCUGGGGUCGAUAGUGAGCCCAAGGUCAGCAGGUGUGUGUGGGCGAUCGUCAACUGCUGCACGGGCGAGAGCAAGAAGGUGCGGUACAACUGCUUCGAGGAGUUCGGAUGCCAUGGAGCCUUCUGGGACAUCAAUCCGUGUGCCGAUGAGGGCGUGAAGCAAGCUGAACUCGUGCCCCUAGUCGGAUUCUCACCGCCCGUGCCUGCUCCAUCCAUGCCAGGCCGUCGUCCGUCCUCCAGGAAAGAUGCCUUCCAGUUUCCCAAGGACAUCGGCUACCAGGAAAACAGCAAGUGCCAGCGCGCCUCGAAGCUCUGCUGCUCCCAGAGAAAUAUUGAAUCCCUGUUCGAAUGUUUCCACCACCACGGCUGCACCGAGAACCUCGCCAACAUUAUCUCCACCUGCUCCUAGGAAACGGGGAUGUCAAUGCUCCACAUGUGUCCACAUAUGCAUUGCAAAUUUGCCUGCUGCACGAGCCUCGCGUUUCGAUAGCCCCAUUUGCAAGCUUUAGGAUUCCCGGAUUAGUCUUGGAACUUGCUUAUUAAAUCAUAAAUAACUUCUAGUCGGCUUUGCCAGUGGGGCUGGCCCAAAUUAUUAAAGAAUAUUCUGUAUUGAACUAACCAAA
Messenger RNA from Drosophila simulans, 1601 nucleotides. RefSeq lists its product as uncharacterized. Bases 23 to 1387 code for a protein of 454 amino acids. Lineage: Eukaryota; Metazoa; Arthropoda; Insecta; Diptera; Drosophilidae. The transcript is spliced from 7 exons. The record is from RefSeq and is a predicted model, not a curated record.